AUGAUAACAGAAGUUUCUACUCGCGCCGCCACUGAUGCGGUGGCGCAGUAUAUCGCCACGAUGGCAGCAAAUGCUCCCCCCGUGAUCCCAGCUAAUGCUCCACCCGCAAUGCCACCCAGGGUACAGCAACCGGCCCAGAACAAUGACGAUCGGAUAAGUGUAUCCUCAUCCACCUCAGAUCCAAGAUCCCGGAUGCAGCUAUCUACCAAUCACAGGGAGCCACAACCUAGACAACAACGCCACCAUUCGCUCCAACGGGGUGAUGCGUCUCUACGAAGAGCUCAUCUCUUUAAUGAAGGGGAAGACGAGAUAAAUAGUAGAGUAUCUCGCCAAAACCAGUUCCCCAGAUUGAACAAUCCAAUUGACGGAAGAGCGCCAGUCCCAACAAGGCGCAGUCCUUUCACCCUAAACAUCCUCAACGAGGUAUUGCCUCAAGGAGUGAAAGUCUCGGGCUUACCUCAGUUCGAAGGAACUACCGACCCGCAGGAAUACAUAGAGAAGUUCCACGCUAUGGCAGACCUAUAUGGCCCGACAGAUGCAGCAAUGUGCAAGAUGUUUCGCACCACUCUAUCCAAGAGAGCCAUGAAUUGGUUCAACGCUCUGCCCACAGGAUCAAUUGACACUUUCGCUCAGUUGUCAUUGCGUUUCACCAACCAAUUCGCCAUCAAUAAGCAAUAUGCUAAAACUCCAGCACAUCUCUUCUCUAUCGUACAGAGAGACAAUGAAACACUCCGCAACUACAUCAGGCGUUUUGUGGAGGCUGUUCAUGAAGUUCCCAGUGUAGGACAAGAUAUGCUCUCAGGGAUUAUGCAGCAAAACCUGAAGUCGGGUAGGUUCAAAGAAUCUAUCGCAGGAAGACCUCCUGGCAACUUAGAUGAGCUGUUAAAUCGAGCUGAAAAAUACAUACGCAUAGAGGAAGCUUCUGCCAAUGCUCCUCCCAAGAGGAAGAGAGAAGAUGAACGCCCGGAUAUUAGGAGACGAGAUGAUCGACGUCCUCCACCCCCGCCUCAAGGCCAAUCAUCUUCAACUUAUAAUCGAUUCACUCCACUCAAUACUCGUCUCACUGAAAUACUUCAUGUGAUUGAACAAAAAGGUCUGGCAGAGCCUCCACGCCCAAUGCAACCUAAUGCAAAACGAGAAAAAUCGGAUCGCUAUUGUCGAUUCCACAAAGAUAAAGGGCAUACUACCGAGGAAUGUGCGCAACUCAAAUUGGCGAUUGAGAGGUUGAUCAAGCAAGGCCACUUGAGCGAAUACAUUGAUAAGCCUCGAAAUAAGCGCCGCGAUGAUCUUCCACGCCGAGAUAACAAUAGAGAUCAACAGCAACGACGAGAGGAGGGGGGUCAUCGGCGCGACCCAGAUAACAAUGAUAACCAACCCACCCGAGGAAUCAUCUCUUUUAUCUCCGGAGGACCGGCAGGUGGCGACUCACAAAAUGCGAGACGCACCCUCGCUCGAUCAGCACGUAUGAAUCAAGAACAUGCUUCUCCAUCCGCAUCCGUCUAUCAAAUACGAAGACCUGAUCAUGGCAUAGUCUUCAACUCCUCGGACCUUGAACGUCCAGAUGAAGAUCAUGUCGAUGCGUUAGUGAUAACAGCAACGGUGGCCAACUUCAUAGUUAAAAAGAUAUUAGUGGACGGUGGGAGCUCAGCCGACAUUAUGUAUCUCCACACAUUCAAGCAGCUAGGCAUAGACAACGCACGGUUCAGUCCCAUCACUACACCACUGAAAGGAUUCACGGGAGAAGGUGUUUUAUCCAUGGGGGAAGUAGAGUUACCCAUCUCCUUAGGAGAAGAUCCUUGUCGAGUGACGAAAAUGAUAAAAUUCCUUAUCGUCGACAAACCAUCCCCUUAUAACAUCAUCGUGGGAAGGCCCGCGAUCCAUACAUUCAAGUCUGUGCCUUCAUCUUACCACCAAAAGUGGAAAUUCCCCACUCCUUACGGGAUGGGAGAGGUACUUGGAGAUAGGCGUCUCGCUCGAGAAUGUUAUGCAAGAGCUCUACGUGAACCAUCUAAGAGACCUAUUCCUCUAGGGAAAGGAGACGACACCCCGAGACAAGAUAAGCGAAAAUGGGUCAACGCAGUCAUCGAAGCUGAUAAAGAAAUCCUAAUCAGCGUACCCGACGACACCGCCAAGCUAGCCGCGGUUGAAGAGCUCAAAUCAGUAGAACUCAUACCCGGAGAUAAUUCUAAGCUUCUCCGCAUUGGCUCUGAUCAAGAUCUAACGGGAAUUCCUCCGAAAGUAGCAUUGCAUCGACUAAACGUUGACAAAAGAUUGAAACCGGUCAAGCAACGUAAAAGGACUUUCGGUCCUGAGCGCAACAAACAUAUCAAAGAGGAAGUGGCAAAACUCUUAGAUGCAGGCCACAUUAGAUCGGUUCAGUAUCCCGAGUGGUUAUCCAAUGUGGUAUUAGUACCUAAACCCGGAGGCAAGUGGAGGCUAUGUGUAGACUUCACCGACCUCAACAAGGCAUGCCCGAAGGAUCCAUUUCCCUUACCAAGGAUCGACCAGCUCAUAGACUCAACCUCAGGGUGCGAACUUCUCAGCUUCCUUGAUGCAUAUCAAGGAUACAACCAAAUAUUGCUCGCCCCAGAAGAUCAAGAGAGAGCUAGUUUCAUUACUGACCAAGGCAUCUAUUGCUAUCGAGUUAUGCCGUUCGGUCUCAAGAAUGCAGGAGCUACUUACCAACGCCUGGUGAACACGAUGUUCGCGGACUUGAUUGGUAAGAACAUGGAAGUGUACAUUGAUGACAUGCUUGUCAAGAGUAUUAAAGUCGCGGAUCACCUAACCGAUUUAAGUCAAUGCUUCUCCAUCUUACGUAAAUACAAGAUGAAGCUUAAUCCCCUAAAAUGUUCUUUUGGAGUUCGAGGCGGAAAAUUCUUAGGGUAUAUGAUAUCACAACGGGGAAUUGAAGCCAACCCAGCAAAGAUUGAAGCUAUCACCUCCAUGGCCCCUCCCACAUCGAUUAAGAAGGUCCAACAACUUAAUGGUUGUUUGGCAGCCUUAAACCGAUUUAUAUCCCGAUCGGCUGAUAAGGGUCUUCCUUUCUUCAAGAUACUAAGAGGUGGGAAAAAGUUUGAGUGGAAUGAAGACUGUCAAAGAGCUUUCACAGAAUUGAAAGCAUAUCUCACUUCCCCACCUCUACUAACGAAGCCCCAGCCGGGAGAUACUCUUUUCCUAUACUUGGCCAUUUCUGCUGAUGCCAUUAGCGCAGUGCUCAUUCGGGAUGGUGAAAAAGGUCACCAACCGAUAUAUUACAUAAGCCGAGCUCUCCAAGGCCCAGAGCACCGUUACACCAAUAUGGAGAAACUUGCUCUCGCGCUCAUCAAUGCAGCCAGAAAGUUACGUCCGUACUUCCAGUCGCACCAGGUGAUAGUUCUCACCAACUAUCCCCUUAAACAAAUAUUGAGAAGUCCCGAGACUUCCGGACGAUUAGCUAAAUGGGCUAUAGAGCUAAGUGAAUAUGGGGUUGAGUUCAAACCACGCCCAGCCAUCAAAGCUCAAAUCCUAGCAGACUUUGUAGUAGAGAUGACUACAUCGGAAGAGAGCACAUCCAUACCCACUUGGGCCAUCAAUGUUGAUGGAUCAUCUACCACUACAGGAGGAGGCGCGGGUAUUGUACUAACAAGCCCAGAUGGCGAUGAAUUCGAGUAUGCUAAACGGUUUGAUUUCAAAGCCUCCAAUAACGAAGCCGAAUAUGAAGCUUUGAUCGCUGGUAUCCGCCUCGCUUUAGCAGCUGGAGCUCGCAAACUCAUAGUACACAGCGACUCCCAGUUGGUGGUCAACCAAGUCCUUGGGAACUAUGAAGCCAAAGAAGAAUCCAUGGCAAAGUACCUUGCUCUUGCACUUACCCUCCUCUCAAAAUUGGAUAGCUAGGAGAUAAAGCAAGUACCACGAGCC
Molecule: messenger RNA, 3897 nt
Organism: Erythranthe guttata (spotted monkey flower)
Lineage: Eukaryota; Viridiplantae; Streptophyta; Magnoliopsida; Lamiales; Phrymaceae
Source: RefSeq, a predicted model, not a curated record